This is a messenger RNA of Onychostoma macrolepis, 993 nucleotides long. RefSeq names its product trace amine-associated receptor 4-like. The transcript has 2 exons. Gene Ontology annotation, cellular component: membrane. The coding region runs from base 1 to 993 and encodes 330 amino acids. Gene Ontology annotation, molecular function: trace-amine receptor activity. The record is from RefSeq and is a predicted model, not a curated record. Gene Ontology annotation, biological process: G protein-coupled receptor signaling pathway. Lineage: Eukaryota; Metazoa; Chordata; Actinopteri; Cypriniformes; Cyprinidae.
AUGACACCAAACAAGACUGAUGCAUAUGCUGAAAAUAUGUUUCUCUGCUAUCCAUUUCAGCCAGACUCCUGUCCCAGAAUACAUCGCCUCACUGCAGUUAAAGUGGCUAUGUAUGUUUUAAUGCUGCUCAUUAUUUUUCUUACAGUUUUUGGGAACAUGCUGGUUAUCAUCUCCAUCUCUCACUUCAAACAACUGCAGUCUCCAACUCAUCUGAUUGUUCAGUCUCUGGCUGCCUGUGACUGUCUGCUGGGCACUUUGGUCAUGCCCUACAGCAUGGUGCGAUCUGUUGAAGGGUGCUGGUAUUUUGGAGAUGUCAUUUGUAAAGUACAUUCUAGCUUAGAUAUGUCUUUAUGUAUCUCUUCUAAAAUACAUCUUAGUAUAAUAUCUAUGGACAGGUACUGGGCCAUCUGUGACCCUUUAAUGUACAAAACAAGGGUCACAAACAACAGUGUGACUGUAUUUAUUACCUCGGCAUGGCUGUUUUCCUUUGUGUAUAGUUUUUCUAUUGUGUUUUCAGGGAUAAAUUCGGUAGGUCUAGAGGUUCUUAUGUUACAGAUUUCCUGUUUGGGGAGUUGUGUUCUGAUAUUUAACAGACAGUGGGCACUUAUAUGUUCAGGUCUUACAUUUUUCCUGCCUGGCGCUAUCAUGAGUUCUCUGUAUAUAAAGAUCUUCCAUGUAGCAAGGAAACAUGCAAAAGUUAUAGCCAAACAUCUGCACAGAGAGAGAAAAGCAGCCAAAACAGUGGCCAUUGUUGUAGGUGCUUUUUUGCUUUGCUGGCUGCCUUUUUUUAUUGCCACUGCUCUUGACCCUUUUCUUAAUUUUUUGACUCCAGUUGAUGUUUUUGAUGCUUUGGUGUGGUUUGGAUAUUUUAACUCUACCUGUAAUCCUUUGAUCUAUGGUUUUUUCUAUCCUCGCUUUCAGAAGGCAUUUAAAAUUCUUAUAUCCACUUAUAUCUGUGACUUCAGUGGUUCAAGCACCUUGACAUUUGAAUGA